AUGCUCCCGGGCACACUAAUCGAGACAACCAAAGGUCUUUCUUUUUCCGACGCCAGUGGAGCAAAGGCUCGCCGGUGGAGCAAAGGCUCACCGGCGUCAGACUGUGGCUCUCCUGCAUUGCUCUUUCGUCGGUUAUCUGCUCUUUUCGACUUGUUACGACCAUUCUUUCCGCUGCUCCGAGUACCCUAUGAAGGAAAACUCGAAUUUAGUGACCGGCGAAUCCGCAUCUACAAACCACCACAUCCCACUGAUUUUCUCCGUCUCCGUCUUCCACCACCGCGUCGCUAUUUCGGGUAUCAUUACUCGCAUACCACUUGA
Messenger RNA from Arabis nemorensis, 318 nucleotides. The record is from the annotation of a GenBank genome assembly. NCBI's taxonomy places the organism in Eukaryota, Viridiplantae, Streptophyta, Magnoliopsida, Brassicales, Brassicaceae.